Molecule: messenger RNA, 1806 nt
Organism: Menidia menidia (Atlantic silverside)
Lineage: Eukaryota; Metazoa; Chordata; Actinopteri; Atheriniformes; Atherinopsidae
Source: the annotation of a GenBank genome assembly
AUGUGCCCGACUCCAUCCCAGAGGGAUCGGGGUCGCGGUCAGUGCGCAGACACGGACACUGCCCCGUGCGCAGCCCUGCAGGCCGCACUUGGCAACACUCGGACCAACCAGGCUGUAAACUUCAGCUCGGCUCUCUGCCAUCUACAGGGAACUCCAGUUGAAGUUAAAACCAAUCAGUUUCAGGGCAACAUUCAGAAUCCCAACGUCCAGAUGUGUCACAUGUGCAUGCGCCUUGUCUUUGGCCGGACAGCGGGGAUGGCAGACGCCGAGCUGGACUUCCAGACCGGGGACGCGGGGGCCUCGGCCACCUACCCCAUGCAGUGCUCCGCCCUGCGCAAGAACGGCUUCGUGGUGCUGAAGGGCCGGCCCUGCAAGAUCGUGGAGAUGUCCACCUCCAAGACGGGCAAGCACGGCCACGCCAAGGUUCAUCUAGUUGGUAUUGACAUCUUUUCUGGUAAAAAGUAUGAAGAUAUUUGCCCCUCUACCCACAACAUGGACGUCCCCAACAUCAAAAGAAUGGACUACCAGCUGAUCGGGAUCCAAGAUGGCUACCUGUCCCUGCUCCAGGACAGCGGGGAGGUGCGAGAGGACCUGAAGAUACCCGACGGAGACCUGGGGAAAGAAAUCGAGAGCAAGCACGACGCUGGGGAGGAGAUCCUGAUCACUGUCCUGAACGCUAUGGACGAGGAGGCCGCCAUCGGCAUCAAGGCUUUGGGUAAAUAAGCCCCUUCAGGUAAAUACAGAGUCCUGGCAGAGCGACGUGUGAUGCAAAGGGGGAGGCAACUCCAGCCGUCAGGGUCCAGGUCCAGGGCCGGACCAGACUGGACCUCCGGCGCUUCUCACAGUAUUUAAAGCUGGCAAUAUUUACCGCACAGCCACUUCAGAUAUUCUAGAUGUCCUAUUAAUGCACUGCUUUGUAUUUGUGUGUUUACACGACUGAACUCAGAUUUGAGAGAACUAAACGUUGCAAACUGGGUGAGCGUAUUGACACCGCACAGAUUGGAGGAGGCCAUGUUGUGGAUUUGCCUGCACCUUAAUAGAAGUUGUGUUAAUCUUUGAACACUUCAGAGUGAGCUCGUGGUCCAUGUUGUGUUUUUGGAGCGAUGUUUUGUUUCUUUCGGUGGUGUGUGGGUUGCACGUAAUUUCACGGCCUCACCCCUGAAAUCGGCCCCUGGGCCCAGCAGUUCGGUGCAACGGCUUUCCUUCACUGACCGCAAACGUCCGGCCUUUACGACUCAGUGUCCGCUGGAAAUAAAGUCGUUUGUUCUGUAGAAACCGAGUUUGUUAAAACAGACUCCCCGUUUUGUUGUUUUAGGGGCAGUGGAGAUGCUCGGGACCUGGGGAAAAGGAGGGCAUAGUGCAUAGUCAGUGCCACUCUCCCUCUUGUUUUCUUUCCAUGUUUUUCGUACUGUCCCUCUGUCAAGGGCUUCAACUGUGGAUCUGCGUCGUUGUGCUGAGGCUUGUUCGGUGGGGGCCAUGACCACAACCCGAUUUGGUGCUAGCCCUGAACAAGCCGCUCCCUUUACUGUGUAUUUCAUCAGCUGCCGAGCUGAGGAGGCAGCGCUCGGCGCCUUUUAGCCCGGACGCUUCAAAUGAGACUAAACUAACUGAGUGGAUCGGUCAGAGCCUUGGCAGGAAGCCUCUCACUCCGCCGAAGCGGGCAGAAGCCACUGGACUGUGAUUAAGUGUAGUCUCAUGCAGGAGGAAGACGAGUUGUGGCCGUUUGUAUUACGACUGUGUUCGUGCAGCCAGUCCAAACUCCUGCAGAAUGUCUGUAUGACCAAAACAAUAAUUAAAUAAAGACAA